GGCACGUGUCCCUAGUUUUGAAUGAGCUGUCAUCUGGUGACAGGAGCAUAUACAGUGUAGAUUAUUGUUUCAAUCAAGACUGUGAAAUAGAAGACCCCACUUUACCAGAAUGACACGGAAAAUGCAUGGUAAACACGUUUGUUAUCAAAGAUAAUGUUUGGGCAAGGUGGACGAGGAAAACAGAGAACGAAAUUAGAACGACUGAUGCGCCAGGAUCACAGUGAUGUGUACUUUGACAAUGAAAAGCUCAGUGAUCAACUUAAUCUCCGUAUUGAUGACAUGCAGAAGGAGCUGCAUAAACACGAUUUACAAAGAGGAGUAGAAAUAGGCAAACUGAGACAGGAAAUUAGAGAAUUUAGGGCGUUACAAACAUCUAACGAGGAAGAAAAAGCGGCCGCACCAAGACCUCAUACAUCGGUUGGACAUUCAUCGAGGAAAAGAACAGCAAACGCCGGUACAGGACAAAGGGCUAAAUCUGCGUGGGCUCGCACUCAAACAAAAGACACUGGGAGAAGCGCUGAACAAGAGAACGAAGAAAACGCAGAAGAAAAAAGUUCUGAGCGAAGUGAUUCGCCUAAUUCUUCAGUUUCUACAUUAAGAAACACUAGGACUCUCAGGAAGUAUAGAAAUAUCGGCUCAAGUAGUUUUAAAGAAAACAACCGAUUUCCGGAGGAGUGGUACGUCAAAUGCUUGCCCGCGUCUGACGCUGCAAUUCAUAACGCGCGGAAAAAGGUCAAUGGAAAGUUAGUGGCGCCUAAUUUUGGCUUUCUGGGUAAACUCAGAGAAAAAGAGGAAAUGGAGAAAAAACUAGAAGCAUAUUCAAAAAUAAAGACGAAACUGCCAGACACCAAAAACGGCGACAGUAAUAGUGACGUGGGUGCGACAGAUGGAAUGAAUUUAAUAUGUGAAGAACCUGUUAAACCUGUUUUAAUGUCAAGGAGGAGGCUGAUGGAAAUUUCAAACGUUGAAAAUCUGGUCGACAGGGGACCAAGUAGAAACACUGUAAGAAAACAAAACAUAAAAGAUCUGAAUGCACUAGAUAACAAAAGAAUUGACGAUAAAGUGAAAGAAUUUUGCCGGGAAAUAGAAGAAUUAAAAGCUAGAGAACUGAAAGCAAUGAAAGAACGUGAAGAGGCUAGGAGACAAGAGGAGUUAGAAAGAAUACAAAUAAAAGCUGUAGAGGAAGCACAGUUGAAAAAGUCGGAAGCUGAAAGGACGAAAAAUGAAGACGAUGACGAUGAUAAUAGGUUUAGAAAUAGAUGGAAGUAAAAUAAAUAAUUUUGUUAAAAGAUAUAUGAAUUAUAUUUUAGUGAAAACGGUCGUACACUUAUGGGAAUGCAUACAAAACCGGUGAAACAGCUACGAGUAAACUGACAGAACAAACCGACAUGCAGCAGUAAGGACAUUGAACAGUAUAUAAUGGUUGUAACACAUCUUAACCUGCUAGCUUCAAGUUUUGUUCUGGAUUUUUUUCUCCAUGCAUGCAAGAUACUGUGGUGAAAAAACAACAACAACAAUUAAUCAAUAAAAACUUUGGUGUUACAGUUGUAACGACGUUAGAGUAACGGCAGUAAUAAUGUUAGUUUUUUUUUUCGCCAAGGUUAAGAAGAAUUUUCAUUUUUAGGAAGAUAAAUAUCACUAUAAUCAGGUUAUGAUAUAUAUACAAAUCAAUUUAAAUGUUAGAUCGAAUUAAGUUAGAAGCUAUAUCAAGUUAUCAUGAAUACUGCCUUCAUUUUAUUGUUUGAAAUGCCACUAAUUAAUGUAUAUUGAAGUGUGUGCUCCAUUGUCUGCUGCUUUUAUGUCUUGGAAACAGUUGCAAAACAGGUCCUUGAAAGUGGGACAGAAAAAGAUAGGAAGUGAAAUUGGUAAUAAAGCUGCUGAUAAAGAAAUAAAUACAUGUAUACCAAAAAAGUAAUCCUCAGAAACAUACAAAAGGAAUAAAUAACUUUUUAUUUGGAUUUGAAAAA
Messenger RNA from Mercenaria mercenaria, 1967 nucleotides. RefSeq lists its product as uncharacterized. NCBI's taxonomy places the organism in Eukaryota, Metazoa, Mollusca, Bivalvia, Venerida, Veneridae. The record is from RefSeq and is a predicted model, not a curated record. The transcript is spliced from 3 exons. The coding region runs from base 154 to 1269 and encodes 371 amino acids.